Molecule: messenger RNA, 2399 nt
Organism: Brassicogethes aeneus
Lineage: Eukaryota; Metazoa; Arthropoda; Insecta; Coleoptera; Nitidulidae
Source: the annotation of a GenBank genome assembly
UAAUUAUUCAAUUGCAAUGCAAUAUUUGUGAUUCUUUCUUCAUUAUGCUUCGAAUUAGAAGCCUUAUUAUUAGCAAGGCAUGUCUUCUUCUAUUAAUUGUUUCCCAAAUUAACUCGCAAAAUUACGAGUACGAUGGGGAGGAAGACCACGAAAACAUUUCCGAAGAUGAUGGUGAACACUACGAACAUCCAGACUACUCAAAAUAUUACUCAGUCGAUAGUUCAGCACCUCUGGUCAAUCAAGGAAAAGAUUCGCCCCCAGGGGGUUUCGUAUCUCCACAUGAGUUCGAUGGCUUCUUCGGGCCUGCACCUAUAGAAUUUGGUGCUUCAAACAACCAACAAAUAUCAAAACCGCAGACUUUAGUGCCUCAGCAGCAACCAACAGGAAAUAUUUUCGGUAACCCCAACCAAGACAACCAAUCGUUCCAAAAAGAUUUUUUCGAAGAAUCUCAACGUAAACAAGCCGCUGAGAAUCAACCCGAAGACAAUAAUGAUGCUCCUAAAUAUAUUUCUUACAAUCAUCUACCACAAAAACUGAGAUUCGACGACGAAGAAGGAGCUUCCACGCGCUCAGAUGAAGUGGAGGAGGUAGAACCGAGGGAAAAUCAAAAGGAGGAUAAGGAAGCUGAAGAAAUUGACGAUGUUAAGUCAUUUAACUACAAUAAACCUAGUUCGACGGUAUCUCAAUACCCAUCCGCCGACGGCUGGGUUCCUGUUUCACCAUCUCCAUACCAAAAGUAUAGCUUCCAAUCCGCCACCAACUCACCUCAUCCCAAAUAUUUAGAAUCCCUCAUCACCACCAUAGCUCCUUUUAAUCCCAAUUAUAAAAAACAAGCAUCCAAACAUACAGCCCCUGUGUACGAGACGCAAUCUUCCGAAACUGUUUCAAAAAAAGCGAAAAAUUGUAGGAAAAUUAAGAAAGCUAUCAACAAGGAAGACUCCAUGAACUGCUACGUCUGCGAGGACCCCUCUGAUAAGUCCAAAUACACUCAAUGUUCCUACUCCUCCGAACCAAAACCUCUGAACUACUAUCAAGGUCAAUCCGAGAGAUACUCCACCCCAUCAAACGGUGCUGAUGGUUUCAGAUACAAAAGAUACUCCGACGCUGAAGAAAAUGACGAGACUGACCCAUACGAGUACGUUAAGAGACGUUCCCAACAGCAAAACACAGAGGACGGUGAGGCAGAUUUCAGUAAGCUGUUUCAAUACAACCCCGAUUUCGAAAGCGAAUCUCGUAGCUACUCCGAAAAACAAUCGGAAGAAAUCAAGAAGAAUCCCAAGAACUGCAAAAAGGUCGACAAAGAUGGCAUGACAUGCACCAUCUGCAAAGAUUCUGAAACCGGCGGCAACUAUGAGCAAUGCUCGUACACUUCUGAACCGAAAGACAAGAAGUAUGCCUACGUGACAAACAAAAAAUACGACAGCAAUGACGAUGAUCAGCCUGAAGAAGAAGAAAGCAAGACUGUAGAGCAAAAAUCCAAGAAAAUUGAGAGACCUGUCGAAAAGGAGUAUGGUUCUAAAGUAGCUGUGGAGCCCACUGAAGAGUAUGAAGGUAAAAUUAAAACCAAUAGAAGACCAGAAAGAAAUAAUAGAUUUUCCAAACGCAGAGGCGAGGAAACAAGAGAUAACCUUAAAGAUGACAAACACAGGGAAACAAAACAAAAACGUACCAGAACUAGGCGGUUAAACAAAGAAGGCAGCAAAAAUGAAGAAUAUUCAGUACCGAAACAUUUCAUCGAGGACACGGAAAACCAAAAGGAUAACAACAAGGAAAAAUUCACGGGAUUCGAUGAAGAAUACCAUUCGAAACUUUACCCAGAAACUGAAGAAAGCAAAAGAGAAGAACAAGUUGAGUACACACCCACGCAAUCUAAGCACGACGUGGAAGACGUUUUGGCUGAAUUCAGCAAGAAAGACCGAUCCAAAUGCAAAAAGGCAGAGAAGAAGGGCAUGACGUGUUACUUGUGUAAGGAUGAGAAUAAUAUAAGUCAUGAGGAGUGCAUGUACGUAUCGGAGCCGCAGAAUUCCCACAAGGCUUACCACGAGGUGCAGAAGUUGAACAAGCCUGAAGAAAUUGAAGAUGGAGAGGAAUCUGAGUCGAGAAAAUCGGUAAAAACCACCCCCGCCCCUGUUACCAAGGCCACCAUAAAACGUAAGAGGGUUUUCAAGAAGGCUACAACUCAAAAACCGACUCUAGAGGCAGCUGCGUCUGAGAAGUUUGGUUCUUAUGUGAAAUACAACCCCAAAAAGGACAAGCAGCUCGAGAAAAAGGAAGAAAUCAAAGAAGGUUUGGAAACUCAAAGGGUCUACAGCAAAGUGAUGGGUUUAAACUUGCCUAGGUACAUGGUGGAAAAAACUGAAUACGAAAAAGAUUUCGAUGAAUCUUCCAGCUUUCACUGA